Molecule: messenger RNA, 1229 nt
Organism: Otolemur garnettii (small-eared galago)
Lineage: Eukaryota; Metazoa; Chordata; Mammalia; Primates; Galagidae
Gene: CEBPD
Product: CCAAT/enhancer binding protein delta
Exons: 1
Coding region: 81-881 (266 amino acids)
Biological process (GO): DNA-templated transcription; regulation of transcription by RNA polymerase II; regulation of cell differentiation
Molecular function (GO): RNA polymerase II cis-regulatory region sequence-specific DNA binding; DNA-binding transcription factor activity, RNA polymerase II-specific
Source: RefSeq, a predicted model, not a curated record
CACCCGGCUAGAAAAGGCGGCGGGCCCGGCCCCGCGAGGUGACAGCCGCGACUGGACGCAGAGCCCGGCCCGACGCCGCCAUGAGCGCCGCGCUCUUCAGCCUGGACGGCCGCGCUCCCUGGCCCGCGGAGUCCGCGCCCUUCUACGAGCUGGGCCGGGCGGGCAAGCCGGGCCGCGGGGCUGAGCCAGGGCCCCUGGGCGAGCCGGGGGCCCCAGCCCCCGCCAUGUACGACGACGAGAGCGCCAUCGACUUUAGCGCCUACAUCGACUCUAUGGCCGCCGUGCCCACCCUGGAACUGUGCCACGAUGAACUCUUCGCCGACCUCUUCAACAGCAACCACAAGUCGGGCGGCGCAGGCACCCUGGAGCUGCUGCCCGGCGGCCCCGUGCGCCCACCGGGCCCCAGCCCCGCAGCCCCGCGCCCGCUCAAGCGUGAGCCCGACUGGGGCGACGGCGACGCGCCCGGGUCUCUGCUGCCGGCCCAAGUGGCCGCGUGCGCGCAGACCGUGGUGAGCCUGGCGGCCGCUGGGCAACCCACACCACCCACGUCGCCGGAGCCGCCGCGCUGCAGUCCCGGACCGGCCCCCGCGCGCGGCCCCGCCCGGGAGAAAGGCACAGGCAAGAGGGGUCCGGACCGCGGCAGCCCCGAGUACCGGCAGCGGCGGGAGCGCAACAACAUCGCAGUGCGCAAGAGCCGCGACAAGGCCAAACGGCGCAACCAGGAGAUGCAGCAGAAGCUAGUGGAGCUGUCGGCCGAGAACGAGAAACUGCACCAGCGCGUGGAGCAGCUCACGCGGGACCUGGCCGGCCUGCGGCAGUUCUUCAAGCAGCUGCCCAGUCCGCCCUUCCUGCCGGCCGCCGGGGCCUCCGACUGCCGGUAACGCCCGGCGCGGGCGCGACAGACUCUCCAACGACCUAUACCUCAGGCCGAUGGGCCGCGGGCUCCGCCGCGGUUCCUUCGGAACGUGUGAGCGAAAGGAAGCCGCAGCCUGGACUCACUGCCACUGAACUGCGAGAGAAGCUAUGCGUGUUUAUCGUCCCUUAACUUAUUUUUGUAACGGUAGCUUUUUCUACAUCUUCUACUCAUGCAGCUAAGGUACCUUUGUAAAAAAAAAAAAGACUUAUGACAAACCCUUUGUAUUGUAGGUAAGAGGGAAAGACUGAGCAUGCUCACUUUUUUAUAUUAAUUUUUACAGCAUUUGUAAGAAUAAAGCAGCAUUUAAAAUCGC